GCAGACCAAAUAAUGUUACCAGGCCUGGAGAUUGGUGGUGGUGUCUGCCCUCUCGUAGUGAUAAGGAACAGUAUAAGUUGAAUCUCUUCCAUGGGAGCAUAGCCUGUGCAGGUAAACACCAUUUAUACACAAUACUUUGUUCCUGCCCCUCGUUGUCCCCCUUCACAGUAUUAACUCCUUCCAGAUAUAGAUGCCAUGACUUCAUUAAACAGAAUGAGGGGACUGAAUGACAUCUAUCAGCUGGGAGACCCCUCCAGGAUCGUACGGAUCUUGUCAGCCAUAGCAUUGCUGGCAAUCCUCUAUCCCUUUGCUCUUGCCGUGUAUAACUUAUAUCUUCAUCCACUUCGCAAGGUCCCCGGACCCAAACUUGCAGCAGCAACCAAACUACCCAAGAUAUGGCACCUGGCACGCGGCGGGACCCUCCACUGGAUCACCCAGGUACACCACGAGUACGGUCCCAUUGUGCGUGUCGGUCCAAACGAACUUAGCUUCAUCGAUGCGCAGGGCUGGAAAGAUAUCUACGGUUUCCAGCCAGCAGGCAAGGCUGGGAACGCCAAAGAUCCAAAGUUUUACGACUUCGCUUCCGUGGACGAGACGAACCUCGUCAAUGCCAAUGAUCAAGAUCACGCGCGGACGCGCCGUAUCUUUUCCAACGCCUUCUCUGACAAGGCGCUGAAGGAGCAGGAGCCGCUUUUGAUGAAGUAUGUUGACCUCAUGGUGCAAAAGUUACAUGAGAAGGUGGAGGCGGAACCAGACGAGAAGGUAAAUAUGGUGGAGAUUCUCAAUUUUACCACUUUCGAUAUAAUGGGGGAUCUUACCUUCGGCGAACCCCUCUACAUGCUCCAAAACUCCAAGUACACCCCUUGGGUCACCACCAUAUUUAACAGCCUGAAGGCAACAACUAUGCUCCAGGCGAUAUCAUUUUUACCCGUAGUAUCUAGCCUCGUCAACCUUCUCUUAGGCCGCUUCAUCAUCCAUGCGCGUAACGUCCACUUCAGAUACUCUACCGAUCGCGUCGACCGCCGUCUUGUCACGCAAACCGACCGCCCCGACAUAUGGACCCUGGUGCUACGCCAGGUGGGAGAAAAGGCACUGAGUUUGGGUGAGAUGCACGCCAAUGCUGACUUGUUCAUGAUUGCGGGCACGGAGACGACGGCGACGCUGCUCAGCGGCCUCCUUUACUAUCUUCUAAUGAAUCCAGAGAAGAUGAAGAAACUCAAAGACGAGAUUCGAAGCGCCUUUCAGUCGCAGCAGGACAUUAGAAUGGGUGGUUUGGUUCGGCUCAAGUACCUUCACGCUUGCAUUGAAGAAGGCCUCCGCAUGUAUCCGCCGGCGCCCACAGGACUUCCAAGAUUGACACCACCUGGAGGAACCGCUAUUUGCGGCGAAUGGGUUCCAGGGAACACCACUGUCUACGUGACACCAUUCACUGCAUUCCGUUCAGCCACCAACUUCCGCAAUCCGGGCGAUUUUAUUCCUGAACGGUGGAUUUCAUCCGACUACGAUUCGGAUAACAAGAGCGUGCUACAGCCGUUCUCUGUUGGCCCGCGCAAUUGCAUCGGCAAGAACCUUGCCUAUCACGAGAUACGGCUUCUCCUGGCAACGACGUUGUAUCAUUUUGAUAUGACUCUCUGCGACGAAAGCAUGAACUGGUGUGACCAGAAGGUCUUUGCGCUUUGGGAGAAGCCGCCACUUAUGGUAAAUCUGGCGUUGGCGGGUCGCUAAGGGGUAAUCAUAGCUAACCUUCAGAUGAUGAAAUUUAAAUGCAUUGAAGCUAUUUAUGCUACAUUGAGUGUGAUAAUGGGA
This is a messenger RNA of Eremomyces bilateralis CBS 781.70, 1806 nucleotides long. Its product is annotated as benzoate 4-monooxygenase cytochrome P450. The transcript has 5 exons. The coding region runs from base 214 to 1725 and encodes 503 amino acids. The record is from RefSeq and is a predicted model, not a curated record. Gene Ontology annotation, molecular function: heme binding; oxidoreductase activity, acting on paired donors, with incorporation or reduction of molecular oxygen; monooxygenase activity. Lineage: Eukaryota; Fungi; Ascomycota; Dothideomycetes; Eremomycetales; Eremomycetaceae.